CCGCCGCCUGCCCGCGCUCCGCUCGCGUCCCGCCCGCCCGCGCCCGUCCCGCCCGGCCCCGCGGCAGGGCCCGGCCCCCGGCGGAGGCCGCCGCACCAUGGGCGCCUACCUGUCCCAGCCCAACACGGUGAAGAGCUCGGGGGACGGCGCCGGGGCUGGGCCGCGCCCGCUGCACUUCGGCUACAGCGCCAUGCAGGGCUGGCGGGUCUCCAUGGAGGAUGCGCACAACUGUAUUCCUGAGCUGGACAGUGAGACGGCCAUGUUCUCUGUCUACGAUGGACAUGGAGGGGAAGAGGUUGCCCUGUAUUGUGCCAAGUAUCUCCCAGAGAUAAUCAAGGACCAGAAGGCGUACAAGGAAGGCAAACUACAGAAGGCCCUGGAGGAUGCCUUCCUGGCCAUCGAUGCCAAGCUGACCACAGAGGAGGUGAUUAAGGAGCUCGCUCAGAUCGCUGGGCGGCCCCAGGAUGACGACGAGGGGAAAGAGAAAGUGGCUGAUGAAGAUGAUGUUGACAACGAGGAAGCGGCUCUUCUGCACGAAGAAGCCACAAUGACCAUAGAGGAGCUGCUGACUCGCUAUGGACAGAACUGCAUCAAGAACCUCAGAAACAAGCCACUCCCUCCGGCUGAGGAGAUGGGCCAGGAGCAUGGGGGGGAGGCGAGCGUGAAUGGAGAAAGCAGCCUGGGGGAGCUGGCCGAGCACAGAGAGAGGAAGAACGGGAAGCCAGACGACAAGGCCACGGGCAUUUCCUCCACCUCCGACGGAUCUGAUGCUGGGAACAACAGCUGUGCUGCAAAGCAGGCCGAAGUGGGGAGAGGCAAAGUGACGGUCACUUCCUCCACGGGGGAGGCAGGGCCCUCCUGCUCCUCCACUGGAAAGCCCCAGGGCACGACCAAGUCCAAAUUUUUUGAAGACAGCGAGGAUGAGUCAGAUGAGGGAGAAGAGGAGGAGGACAGUGAGGAGUGCAGUGAGGAUGAAGAUGGCUACAGCAGUGAGGAGGCAGAGAAUGAAGAGGAUGAAGAUGACACAGAAGAGGCUGAGGAGGAUGAGGACGAAGAGGAAGAGAUGAUGUUACCAGGCAUGGAGGGGAAGGAGGAGCCUGGCUCUGACAGCGGGACGACUGCCGUGGUAGCCCUUAUCCGGGGGAAACAGCUGAUCGUAGCCAAUGCUGGAGACUCUCGCUGCGUGGUGUCGGAGGGUGGCAAAGCUGUGGACAUGUCCUAUGACCACAAGCCGGAGGAUGAGCUGGAGCUGGCGAGGAUAAAGAACGCCGGGGGCAAGGUCACCAUGGAUGGGAGAGUGAACGGGGGUCUCAACCUCUCCAGGGCAAUCGGCGACCACUUCUACAAACGGAACAAGAACCUGCCCCCGGAGGAGCAGAUGAUCUCGGCCUUACCCGACAUCAAGGUGCUGACAAUAAACGAGGAACACGACUUCAUGGUUAUCGCAUGCGACGGAAUCUGGAAUGUGAUGAGCAGCCAGGAAGUGGUGGAUUUCAUCCAGGCCAAGAUCAGCCAGAAGGAUGAGAACGGGGACCUGAGGCCUCUCUCCUCCAUAGUAGAAGAGCUCCUGGAUCAGUGCUUGGCUCCCGACACCUCAGGGGACGGCACCGGCUGCGAUAACAUGACCUGCAUCGUUAUCUGCUUCAACCCACGCUCCACGCAAGCCCACACCGACAGUGGAAAACGGAAACUGGCAGCGGCAGAGGCCCAGGCAGCGAGGGAGGAGAACGGCAGUGACAGCAGCAAGAAGGCCAAGCGGGACUAGCAGGCCCAGCACAGAGACUUGUCGUGCACUCCCCAGACUCAUUUCUUAAACAAGCUGAACUCGAGACUCCAAAGUCUCAUCCUUUUUUUUUUUAGCCUUAGCAGAGGCCUCGUUUGUCUGUGUCCUGGACAAGGGUGGGGUGGGUUAUCAGGGCAUGUCGUUCAUUUGUAACCAUUCCAAAGAGUGAACCAACAGCAGAGCUGCUGAGCGGGGCUGGCUUCAGCUCCGCGGACACGGGAGCCCCGGCGGAGGUGAGCAGCACGUUAGUGGUUAGAGUAUGGACAUCCCAACAUUGUCUCCAUGUAGGUGUCGUCAUUUUUGUGCCUGUGACUAUUCUGUUUGGAGGGGAAGAACUUUUUCACUUGUUGAGGUUUUUUAAUCUGUGCCCCCUUUAUUUAAGGCCCGUUCUGUUUUUAUUUGUGGAACAAUCUGGAUCGGGUGCCGCCGUUGCACCUCGCUCUGUUGUACACUUUCAAUCAAUACUUUUUCAAACUAAAAGCCCAGAAAACUUA
Gopherus flavomarginatus (Mexican gopher tortoise) is the source of this 2277-nucleotide messenger RNA. RefSeq names its product protein phosphatase, Mg2+/Mn2+ dependent 1G (gene PPM1G). Gene Ontology annotation, molecular function: protein serine/threonine phosphatase activity; cation binding. The coding region runs from base 98 to 1765 and encodes 555 amino acids. Gene Ontology annotation, biological process: protein dephosphorylation. Gene Ontology annotation, cellular component: nucleoplasm. The transcript is spliced from 10 exons. The record is from RefSeq and is a predicted model, not a curated record. Lineage: Eukaryota; Metazoa; Chordata; Testudines; Testudinidae.